AUGCCUAACAAAAUCCCUCCUCUUCUUGCUGGUGUCAAAGAGUACUGUGUCAAGAACGCACACAGCGGAAGAGAGCAAGAGAGAAAGAGCCAGCGACUGGACCUGCCCUCGUCCAAGCUGCUGGAAAAGACCGGAGUGGGCAGGCAUCCUAGCAAAGAGGCGGAGCUGGCAAAGGGAACCCGGAGCCAAACCUGGGGUAAAAGGUGA
Messenger RNA from Knipowitschia caucasica, 207 nucleotides. Lineage: Eukaryota; Metazoa; Chordata; Actinopteri; Gobiiformes; Gobiidae. The record is from the annotation of a GenBank genome assembly.